This is a messenger RNA of Naegleria gruberi, 2025 nucleotides long. RefSeq lists its product as uncharacterized. Gene Ontology annotation, molecular function: acetylglucosaminyltransferase activity. The coding region runs from base 1 to 2025 and encodes 674 amino acids. The transcript has a single exon. The record is from RefSeq and is a predicted model, not a curated record. NCBI's taxonomy places the organism in Eukaryota, Heterolobosea, Eutetramitea, Acrasida, Naegleriidae.
AUGAAAGCACCCAGCAUUCGUCUACUUCUCACACUCUCCCUGGUCGGCCUCUUCUUCAUCAUUAUUACUUUCGGAUUAUUUUCAAAACGUAAAGGAAAUGACAUUUCCGAGUCAAUUACAACUGGACGUGUGGCAUUAGAUAAAAUUGACAGCAAAUCCAGCACUUCAAAACCUGCACCACCUCCACCUCCUCCUCCUCCUACCUAUUGUGUAUCCAAUGAUGUUCUUUACUUUGGUCAACUCACACAUAAUGGAAAUUUGAACGGACAAAUGAAACGAAUGUAUGAAGCAGUUCAUCCGAGAAGCAAGGAACCAUUCUUGAAAAAGGAAAAUACAUUUUUCUUUACGGAUAUCGAACCAUCUCCUUCCCAUGUCUCAUUCUUUUCCAGAAUUACUUUAAUGGCAUCAAAAGGAGGGAAGGUUGGAUAUGAUGGAGCUCAGAGACGUUUUCUCGAGUCAAUUUUUACAAUGUUAGAGUUGAAGAAGGAGAGGAAUGAUAAACGAGUGAGAUGGUUCAUGUUGAGUGAUGAUGACCAUAUGAGUAUUCCUGCUAAUUUGAUGCGUACAUUGGCAAAAUAUGAAUUGAAAUUGGAAAGAGGUGAAUUGAGUGUGGAUGAGCCAUUAAUUAUUGGAAGAACACCUGAAUGUAGAGCUGUUAGUGGAGGAGCUGGUGUCAUCUUUAAUGAAAAGGCCAUUGAAGUGCUCAAGGUUAAUAUGGAAGAAUGUAUUAAGAAAGUUGGUUUACAAUGGUAUGAUUAUACCAUUUACAGAUGUGUGAAUGAUGUUCUCACAAAGACAAAGGAGGAAAAGUGCAAGAUUUUGAAACAUGAAACUUCCAUGCAUUGUUGUAAUUACAUGUAUUUCUGUGAUCCUUCAAGUUUUAAGGAUCCACCAAAUUUGAGCUGGUUCAAUAGAUUUAGAAAGGCAACUGGAUUCCAUUACCUUCAAGGAGAUCACGUCAAUAGGAUGAAGGAGAAUUUACCAGAUAGUUUCUUUACAAAGAUUGAUAAAUGCUUCCCAGUAUCAGAGUUAGAGAAGGAACUUGAUGGAUACAUGCCAAGUGUUUCAUCUUCAAAUAAGAAUUUACGUGAAAUUUUACAACAAGUUGAAAGUAUGCCAGUAGUGAGGCCACCUUCACUCGAUUGGAUAAAGAGUGAAUCGAAACAGCAAGAUGAGAGUGUUGUCUCUUUCAUGACAGGUUUGAUUGAAAUAAUCUUUAGCAAUUGGGAAAAUCAAUUCGCAAGCAAUAGAAAACCAAUAGAUCAAACUCUGGAGAGAAAGGACAUUGCCAUUGCUGUUAUUCCAAGUCCCCUCAUUGAAUCUAGAGCUUCACUCAUUGCUAGAGAAUAUAACAUCUCAUCCCAAGUUGAACUCUCUCUCAAUUAUUGGCAACAAUCUGGAUUUAAUGCUCAUGUAUGUGAAUCCACACACACUUCAAAGAUUUCUCUCUAUGCAGAGUGUCUGAAAAAGUCAUCAACAUCCUCCAAAUGGACCCUAGUUGUCUCCGAAUCAACAAGAAUUAAUUCAGAUUCCCUCCUUCAAUAUUUGAAAACUUUCAGCAAUUCUGCAAAGCUUUACAUUGGUGGAAUGCGAUCAGCUCAAGAAUUAAUCCUAUCACAAUUGGAAGGAAAAUCUAUUGGACUUCCAUUUGGAGCUCUCUUUGCUGUUAGCUCUCCAUUCAUUGAGGAAUAUUUAUCCAUCGCCACUACUUCUUCUACCUUGAAGGAAAGCAUCAUUCAGGAACAAAUCAACGAUCGUCUUCUCAUUCCAAAUACUGGAAUGAUUCUGAGUGGUGGUCACUUUUUCACUCAUGCACCAGAACACUACUGCACAAAAGGAAUUACAAAUGUAGAGUCGUGGAUUGAAAUGCAAGUUCCAACCAAAGAAUUGGAACCAAUGACUGUGACCUUCUCUCCAACUAAUAAUUGUCUUGGAAGAAUGAAUUCGAUUAAUCAAUUUUUCAAUAAGAUUGAUAAGAGUUUGCUUGGAUCACCUACUGGCAUUAACCAUAAUUGUUUUGAAUAA